This is a messenger RNA of Aspergillus saccharolyticus JOP 1030-1, 834 nucleotides long. RefSeq names its product putative GPI anchored protein. The coding region runs from base 1 to 501 and encodes 166 amino acids. NCBI's taxonomy places the organism in Eukaryota, Fungi, Ascomycota, Eurotiomycetes, Eurotiales, Aspergillaceae. The record is from RefSeq and is a predicted model, not a curated record. The transcript is spliced from 3 exons.
AUGCGCAUCGCCCAACUCCUCGCUCUCAGCGGCCUCAGGCUCGCAAGCACCGUCACUUUCAGUAGAGACCUCGACCACAACGACGUUCUUCCUGUUGGGAUAGCUGCAGUGCAUCUGGACUGGGACCGCGCGGAUACUUUGAUCCCGCUGUGCGAGGCCUGCAUUGGGGAAUCCCGUACCCAGCAUCAUGAUCAUGAUCACCAUGACGAUGACAAGGACAAUGACAAUGACCACGAUAACGACCCUCAUGAUAAUGAUGCAUACGAUAUACUACGAACAUCAUGCUCUCUCUCAACCACAACUUGGAACCCCGCGGCCGCGACCUCGACCUCGACCACGGGACGUUCCGCAGCCACUGCUACUGGCGCGGGCGGGGUGUCGACUGCUGAUACUGCGGGAACCAGUGGUGGUACCAAUUGCGAGCGGUGCGACUGGUGCGACUGGUUUGGCUGCAUCUGGUACAAGCUCGCUCUCUCCGAUAGGAGCCCGAACAACUGGUAACGCGGCGCCGGGGAUAGUGGGCCUAGGUGGUGCUGCUUCUCCGGCGGCUGUUGUCUGGGUGGGAGCUCUUGCUUUCUUGUGAGGAAGGAGUGCCGGAGUGGUAGGUUGGAAGUGAGGGAGUUGAGGACUAUCGCUGAGUAGAUGGAUUCAUGAAUGAUGGACCAUGGGUGAUGAUCUUGGUAGAAUGGCUGUGAUUUUACUUUUUUUUGAUUAUGCUACCUAUGCUUCAAGUUGCUUGCUGAUGUAGGUGGUCUUUUGGGUGUGCGCUGUGAGUUGUGAUGUUAUUUGACUGAUGAGAUUGAAUUGAGGUCUUGGGGAUGAGGUGCCUUAUAC